Molecule: messenger RNA, 1713 nt
Organism: Phytophthora sojae
Lineage: Eukaryota; Oomycota; Peronosporomycetes; Peronosporales; Peronosporaceae
Exons: 1
Coding region: 1-1713 (570 amino acids)
Biological process (GO): transmembrane transport
Cellular component (GO): membrane
Molecular function (GO): transmembrane transporter activity
Source: RefSeq, a predicted model, not a curated record
AUGGAGAAGACGGAGCCGCUCGGCGGGGGCGAAGACGUCGCGCUCAUGGCCAGUCCCCAAGUCUCCGCGUACGGGCCUGUGACGCACAGCACCGCGUCCUCCACCACGCAUUCCGAAGUCGACGACCCCGAGACGGCGUCGCUGCUGUCGCAACCGCUGCUAAGCUCCAGCCCCAGCUCCAGCUCCACCAAGUCCGCCAGCAUGAAGAAGAUCGGAAAGCAGGGCGCCAUCGUGCUGCUCUGCUGCAUCAACCUGCUCAACUACAUCGACCGCGGCAUCAUCCCGGGCGCCCCCGAGAAGUUCAACCAGUUCAUCACGGACACGCUGGGCGUGAGCGUGCUCAACCAGUCGCUGUACUUCGGCCUGCUCACGUCGGCCUUCAUCGCCAGUUACUCCAUCUUUUCCAUGAUCUUCGGCUACUACGCGCUCACGCACCGGCCCUUCCGCAUCAUCGCGCUGGGCAUGACCGUCUGGGUCGUGGCCGUCGUCAUCUGCGGCGCCGCGCAGGCCACCGAGAGCUACUACGUGCUGAUCAUCGGUCGGCUGGUCAGCGGUGUGGGCGAGGCCUCGUUCCAGUGCACGGCCACGCCCUUCAUCAACCGCUUUGCGCCCCCGGAGAAGCGCUCGCUGUACUUGGGCAUCUACCUGGCCUCGAUCACCGUGGGCACGGCCGUCGGCUACAUCUACGGCUCCAUCUUCGCCAGCUCCGGACUGGGCUGGGCCGGCGCGUACUACAUGGAAGGUGUCAUUAUGGUCGGGUUCGUGGUCUGCUGCCUCACGAUCAUCCCGGACGAGCUGAACCAGGUCCCCGUCAAGGAGGUGGACCCCGAGGAGCUGGAGGACAAGAGGGAUGUGUCGGCCGUGCCCAUUACCCCGGGCGAUGACGAAAAGGCCGACGCGACGGCGUUCAUGGAGGACAAGGGCCGCGGUCUGCCCCUGCCCAAGCCGUCGUUCGUCGCGGAAUGGUGGAUCAUCUUCAACAAUCUGCCGUUCAUGCUCAUCAUCCUCGGACACGCGGCGUACACGUUCUCGCUGGCGGCCAUGAGCACCUUCAGUCCUGCUAUCUUCAUCGGUCUGGGACUCUUCGAGAGCGAGACGACCGUGUCGUUCAUCUUCGGUGGACUUGUGGCCAUUACCGGCACCAUCGGUACGCCCCUGGGAGGUAUGCUGGUCGACUGGCUCGCCAAGAAGAAGCCCGAGGAGAUCGGCCGCCGCUGCGUGAUCUCCGUGAAGGCGCUGUUCUACUUCAUGCUCGCCGCGGUCGUGUUUGGACUCAUUAUGGUGGCCUUCGCUAGCACCAAGAUGCUGUGCCUGAUCUUCCUCACGCUGUGCCUCUUCUUCAUGUGCGCGCUGUCCGUGCCCGAGACGAUUGCCGUGCUCGAGCUCUUCCCCAAGUCGCGCCAGUCGAUGGCCGUCGCGGCGAACACGCUGAUCAUCCACGCGCUGGGAGAUGUUCCGUCCCCUAUCAUCCUGGGCGCUAUCAAGGACGCGUGGGCUCCUCACUGUGGCACGGUGGAGAUUGACGGCGAGGCCAAGCUCAACCCUGACUGCUCGCAGGACCGCUCCGGUCUUCGCGACGUUCUGAUGUUUGCCGUGGUUUGGCUCGGCUGGGGCGUGAUGUUCUGGGGCGCGUCGAUGAUCGUGGUCAAGCGGAGACAACAGGAGGAGAAGCGUCGCGCGGCCCGAGCUGGUUUGAUCGACGGCUCAUUUUAA